AUGGAACCAGAACUCUUGACCGAGGUCCCCGCUGCAUUGAAACGUCUCGCCAAGAUGGUAGUGAGGGGGUUUUAUGGGGUGGAGCACGCCUUGGCCUUGGAUGUGCUCAUUCGCAACCCAUGCGUCCGUGAGGAAGAUAUGCUGGAGCUGCUCAAGUUUGACCGGAAACAACUGCGCUCUGUACUCAACACAUUAAAAGCUGAUAAGUUUGUCAAGUGUCGUAUGAGAGUAGAGACGGCACCGGAUGGAAAGACAACGCGACAUAACUACUACUUCAUCAAUUACAGAGUCCUGGUGAAUGUGGUCAAGUAUAAACUGGAUCACAUGAGACGACGUAUAGAGACUGAUGAACGAGAUUCCACCAACCGUGCCUCAUUCCGAUGUCCCUGCUGCUUUUCUACUUUUACUGAUCUCGAAGCCAAUCAGUUAUUUGACCCCACGACAGGUACAUUCCGUUGCACGUUCUGUCAAACGGAAGUGGAAGAAGAUGAAUCUGUGUGUCCUGAUGCCAGGACACUGGUGGCACGAUUUAACGAACAGAUAGAGCCCAUCUAUGUGCUACUCCGCGAGACCGAGGAUGUGAACUUGUCUCACGAUCUGCUGGAGCCCGAACCCACAGAGAUCCCUGCUCUCAAGCAGAGCCGUGAACGCAACGCGGCGGCUGCGGCUAACGCUGUGAGCGGACCACACCGAGAAGCCUGGUCCAACAAAGGCUCAUCCUACGCUGACCUCUACACCCAAAAUGUUGUCAUCAAUAUGGAGGCACAGGGUGACCUGCAGAAGCAAGCGAGUGAGGGCACGGCAUCCAAGGAGAGGCCUGUCUGGUUAACACAGAGUACUGUGCAGGGCGCUUACACAGAGUCGGACUUGCUGAAAAACCGUGGAGACACUGUAGCCGGCAUCCAAGAUGGAGCAGGUCACCCUGGAGCUGGCCAGUCCGAAGAAAACGAGGAGGUAAUGCGGGCCUUGCUCAUCCACGAGAAGCGAGCUGUAGCGGGGCCAGGUGGAGGCGGAGCAAACGCCGCCUCCAGGGGACUGGCGUCCGCCGCUACCAAUGCUAGCGACUCAGAGAGCGACACCAGUGAAUCCGACGACGAGGCGCCCACUGCCCCUCCUCCUCAUGUAGCCACCGCCGCUCCUCGGCGAGUUGCGGAGGAUGAAGAGGAGGAUGAUGAUGACUUUGAGGAGGUGGGAGAUGAGCCCACGGUGAUGGUGGGAGGCCGGCCGUUCUCUUACGGUGAAGUGAGCCAGAGGCCGGAGCUUGUCGAACAGAUGUCUGCGCAGGAAAAGGAAGCCUACAUUGAAAUGGGGCAAAAACUCUUCCAAGAGAUGUACUUUUGA
Messenger RNA from Nerophis lumbriciformis (worm pipefish), 1341 nucleotides. NCBI's taxonomy places the organism in Eukaryota, Metazoa, Chordata, Actinopteri, Syngnathiformes, Syngnathidae. The record is from RefSeq and is a predicted model, not a curated record.